Messenger RNA from Rhodamnia argentea, 2856 nucleotides. RefSeq names its product probable cadmium/zinc-transporting ATPase HMA1, chloroplastic. The transcript has 13 exons. Gene Ontology annotation, molecular function: ATP binding; ATPase-coupled monoatomic cation transmembrane transporter activity; ATP hydrolysis activity. Gene Ontology annotation, cellular component: membrane. The record is from RefSeq and is a predicted model, not a curated record. Gene Ontology annotation, biological process: monoatomic cation transport. The coding region runs from base 121 to 2613 and encodes 830 amino acids. Lineage: Eukaryota; Viridiplantae; Streptophyta; Magnoliopsida; Myrtales; Myrtaceae.
UCCCCGUUUUGAACAAAACGAGCGAGGCCUGAUUCCAACUGACGUGCCAACCUCCUCCUCCUCCUCCUCCUCCUCGUUCCACUUCAGUUCAUGGCCUGAGCUCUGCUCGAUACUUCACCAAUGGAAGCCCUCCCUCGCGCCAUCAAUCUGUGCAGAUUCCAAUCCCCGACCUCUCGCACCGUCGUCACGCAACCGCGAGUCGACGCUUCCCGUCCGCUGUUUCGCGCUUCCGGCCACUCCAGCUUCCACGAUUCAUUGCUGCGAGUCCGUUUCUCGGGCUGUCCUCGCGAUUUGCGAUCUCGUCCCGUCGCCAAAGCUGGUGAUCACGACCACGACCAUCACCACCACCAUGACGAUGACGACCCCCACCGCGACCACCAUCACCACAGCCACCACGACCACCACCACCACCACGGAGGAGACGCGAAGCUGACUGGACCGCAGAGAGCGUUGGGCGAGUUCGCGAGGGCAAUUGGAUGGGUGGACUUGGCGAAUUUGUUGAGGGAGAAUCUGCAGAUGUGCUGUUGCUCGGCGGCUUUGUUUCUAGCUGCUGCUGCUUGCCCUUACUUGAUUCCGAAGCCGGUGGUGAAGCCGUUUCAGAAUUCUUUGAUGCUCCUCGCAUUUCCCCUCGUCGGAGUAUCAGCUUCCCUUGAUGCACUCACUGAUAUUGCUGCUGGAAGAGUAAACAUCCACGUGUUGAUGGCUCUUGCAGCUUUUGCAUCCACGUUCAUGGGAAACCCCUUGGAAGGAGGCUUACUUCUGGCAAUGUUUAAUCUGGCUCAUAUUGCUGAGGAGUACUUCACCAGCCAAUCAAUGAUUGACGUAAGAGAGCUGAAGGAAAAUUAUCCUGAUUUUGCGCUUGUCUUGGAUGUGGAUGAUGAGGAAUCACCUAAGUUCACUGAUUUAGCAUACAGAAGGGUUCCUGUGUAUGAUGUGGCAGUUGGCUCCUAUAUCUUGGUUGGAGCUGGAGAGUCUGUGCCUGUAGAUUGUGAAGUUCUCCAGGGUAGUGCAACCAUAACCAUUGAGCACUUGACUGGAGAAGUCAAACCAUUAGAGGCUAAAUGUGGAGAUAGGAUUCCCAGCGGUGCAAGGAACUUGGAUGGUAGAAUAGUUGUAAAGGCAACAAAAACCUGGAAAGAAUCAACACUGAGCAAAAUUGUACAGUUGACAGAAGAAGCACAACUCAAUAAGCCCAAGCUUCAAAGAUGGCUUGAUGAAUUUGGGGAGCACUAUAGCAAGGUGGUUGUAGUUCUAUCUGUUGCAGUUGCCAUCGUUGGCCCGCUCUUGUUCAAAUGGCCAUUUUUUAGCACCUCAGAUUGCCGAGGGUCAAUAUAUAGAGCAUUGGGCCUUAUGGUAGCAGCAUCGCCCUGUGCCUUAGCUGUAGCUCCGUUGGCCUAUGCUACUGCGAUUAGUUCCUGUGCAAGAAAGGGGAUAUUGCUGAAAGGUGGGCACGUCUUGGAUGCUCUAGCUUCUUGCCACACUGUAGCAUUUGAUAAAACUGGGACCUUGACAACUGGUGGGCUAAUGUUCAAAGCAGUAGAACCAAUUUAUGGUCAUGAAAAAAGAGAAGAUGAAUCAAAAAUUGUUUCUUGUUGCAAUCCAAGCUGUGAACAAGAAGCUCUUGCUGUAGCAGCUGCAAUGGAGAAGGGUACUACACAUCCUAUUGGAAGAGCUGUCGUAGAUCAUUGUGUGGGGAAGGACCUUCCUUCCAUUUCUGUAGAGAGAUUCGAGUAUUUUCCUGGUAGAGGUCUUAUUGCCACUCUGAACAAUACUGAGGCAGGAAGUGGACGUGGCAAAAAUUUGAAGGCGUCACUUGGUUCCAUCGACUUUAUAACUUCAUUUGUUAAAGCUGAAGAUGAAUCAAGGAGGAUAAAGGAGGCUGUUAGCGCAUCUUCCUAUGGAAGGGAUUUAGUUCAUGCUGCUCUUUCUGUUAAUAAAAAGAUAACACUUAUUCAUCUCGAGGAUAGACCUCGGCAAGGGGUUGCAGAAGUGGUUGCGGCAUUGAAGAAUGAAGCCAAUCUGCGUGUAAUAAUGUUGACUGGUGACCAUGAGUCAAGUGCAUGGAGAGUAGCAAAUUCUGUAGGUAUUGGUGAAGUUUAUUGCGGUCUGAAGCCUGAGGAUAAGCUUAGUUAUGUGAAAAGCAUCCCAAGAGAUACAGGGGGAGGCCUUAUUAUGGUUGGUGAGGGUAUUAAUGAUGCACCUGCUCUUGCUGCUGCUACUGUGGGCAUCGUGCUUGCUCAACGUGCUAGUGCAACUGCUGUUGCUGUUGCUGAUGUGCUGUUGCUGCGAGAUAACAUAUCGGGUGUUCCAUUCUCUAUUGCCAAGUCACGGCAUACGACAUCCCUGGUUAAGCAGAAUGUGGCUCUUGCUUUAUCUUGCAUAUUUUUGGCCUCCUUACCAUCUGUAUUUGGUUUGCUUCCCUUGUGGUUGACGGUCCUUUUGCAUGAAGGUGGUACCCUUCUUGUCUGUCUUAAUUCCAUUCGUGCCCUUAAUGACCCUACUUGGUCGUGGAGGCAGGAUUUGUCGCACCUGCUUGGUGAACUGAAAGGAAGAUUUGAGACCUGGUUGAAAUCAAACCUCGACUCCACCAUAAUCCAGGCUACGCAUUUGUGAAGUUCCUUUAACUAGUUGUUGUUUCAUUGCUCAUCAUCUACUUGUGGAUUCGAACAUGAAGGAGCACUUGCAACAUCAAAGUGUACAUCCUAUAAAAUUAGGUGAUCAGCAAAAUUAGCAGCUACUAGAGCUAGUGAGCUAGUAUCUUCUUUUUUUCUCCCUUUAUUAAUUUUAUUCUUUUUUCUGUAUUUUCAUUGUAUAGUAUGAACUGUUUGCGACUAAAAGUGAAAAGAUUCCCUUUUC